Messenger RNA from Emiliania huxleyi CCMP1516, 801 nucleotides. RefSeq lists its product as hypothetical. The record is from RefSeq and is a predicted model, not a curated record. Lineage: Eukaryota; Haptophyta; Isochrysidales; Noelaerhabdaceae. The coding region runs from base 1 to 801 and encodes 266 amino acids. The transcript has 3 exons.
AUGUCGGCUGCUCACCUCGCUGUGCUCUGCCACCUCCUCCUCCUCCUCCCGCUCACGAAAGGGGUGGAGUUCCUGCCGCGCCGAGCCUUCGGGCAGCUCUCGCGCAGGGCAUGUCUGGCGGCACCGCUGACUGCCGUCGCCUUCGGCCGACCGCCGACUGCCGCCGCCUCGGGCGAUCUCAGUGCCGCCGCCGUCUCGAGCGGUGACGACCUUGCCGUGAUAUCGACGGCGCGGAAGUUGGACGGCGUGCUUGCCGAUUGGGACGCCGAGAUUGCCCUCGUUCAGCUCGGCCGGCAGGCGAACCCGACACUUCGCCCUGCCUCCAUCUGGCCACGGAACGACGCCUCUUUCCCUCCCCUCGGCCGACAGGGCGCGUUGCAGUCGUCAGCCAACCUGCUGCAGGAGGAUGCGCUGAAGCGGCUCGGCGCAGGCGCGAGGGCGGCCGGUGGCGGCGCCGCCGGCGCGAGCUUCACGCAGCACAAGAACGCAAUGCUGACUUACCUCUUCCUGGUCACCGGCGCGACCAAGUACGAGGGAGCCGAAAAGGCGGCCGGGACGUGGAGAUGUAUCCGAGAGGCUGCCGGCUACGCGCGCGACGCGAGGAGGGAGGCGCUGGCGGCGCGGCAGGCGAGUACAAGUAGAGGAAGAGCGCCGACGCCCGACGAGAGGGUAGAUCCUCUGGUGGCCGCAGCCAGUCCUCGGCUAGACGUCGGCUGCAUCUCCGUUCAGGCGCUCGACGAGGUGGCGCGAGCCGUGGGCAUCGAGCUCGCAUCAAAGCCGGCGGCGGCUGCCUCAGACUGA